This is a messenger RNA of Lathyrus oleraceus (garden pea), 1824 nucleotides long. RefSeq names its product vacuolar-processing enzyme. The record is from RefSeq and is a predicted model, not a curated record. Gene Ontology annotation, biological process: vacuolar protein processing. The transcript is spliced from 9 exons. The coding region runs from base 107 to 1558 and encodes 483 amino acids. Gene Ontology annotation, molecular function: cysteine-type endopeptidase activity. Lineage: Eukaryota; Viridiplantae; Streptophyta; Magnoliopsida; Fabales; Fabaceae.
GUAGGUCUAGAAAUAAGGAUAAGAAUAACAUUUUUCAUAAAGGAUAUGUCUUAGCAUAGAUAAAUUGAUAUAAGGAUUCUAUCCUUUCCUUUCAACGCCAUCCCUCAUGGCCCGCUUUCAACUACCCACCCUCCUCCUCCUCAUCGCCACCGUCCCCCUCAUCUCCGCUCUCCAUGACCUCGCCGGAGAUUUUCUCCGAUUACCCUCCCAAGCUUCCACAUUCCUCCACGACAACAACGAAGGCACCCGAUGGGCCAUCCUAAUCGCUGGAUCCAAUGGCUACUGGAAUUACCGACAUCAGUCUGAUGUAUGUCACGCGUAUCAAGUGUUGAGGAAAGGUGGUUUAAAAGAGGAGAAUAUUAUUGUUUUCAUGUAUGAUGAUAUUGCUUACGACGAAGAGAAUCCACAUCCUGGAGUCAUCAUUAACAGUCCAAAUGGAGAGAAUGUUUACAAGGGAGUCCCUAAGGAUUAUACCGGUGAAGAUGUUACUGUCGGCAAUUUCUUUGCUGCUUUGCUUGGAAAUAAGUCAGCUCUUACCGGUGGGAGUGGGAAGGUUGUGGAUAGCGGUCCCAAUGAUCAUAUAUUUGUUUACUAUAGUGAUCAUGGAGGUCCUGGAGUGCUUGGGAUGCCCACUAGUCCGUACAUGUACGCAUCCGAUCUAAUUGAAGUCUUGAAGAUAAAACAUGCUGCUGGAACUUAUAAAAGCCUAGUAUUUUAUCUAGAGGCAUGCGAAUCUGGGAGUAUCUUUGAAGGUCUUCUUCCUGAAGGUCUGAAUAUCUAUGCAACUACUGCCGCAAACGCAGAAGAAAGCAGUUGGGGAACAUAUUGUCCUGGGGAGAAUCCUAGUCCUCCCCCAGAAUAUGGAACCUGCCUGGGUGACCUAUAUAGUGUUGCUUGGAUGGAAGACAGUGACAAACACAAUUUGCAAACAGAAACUUUGCACCAACAAUAUGAAUUGGUCAAAGAAAGGACUUCAAACGGGAAUUCAAAUUAUGGUUCCCAUGUGAUGCAAUAUGGUGACAUUGAGCUUAGCAGGGAUAGUCUAUUCCUAUAUUUGGGAUCAAAUCCUUCAAAUGAAAAUUUUACUUUUGUGGGUAGAAACUCACUAGUGCCACCUUCCAAAGCGAUCAACCAGCGUGAUGCAGAUCUAAUCCAUUUCUGGGAUAAGUUCCGCAAAGCUCCUCAAGGUUCUCCUAGGAAAAUUGCAGCUGAGAAGCAAGUUCUGGAAGCAAUGUCUCACAGAUUGCAUAUAGAUGACAGCAUAAAACUUAUUGGAAAACUUCUAUUUGGCAUGAAAAAGGGUCCAGAGGUGCUCACCAGUGUUAGACCAGCUGGGCAGCCUCUUGUUGAUGACUGGGACUGCCUCAAAACACUGGUUAGGACCUUUGAGACAUAUUGUGGAUCUCUAUCUCAGUAUGGGAUGAAACACAUGCGGUCCUUUGCAAACUUCUGCAACGCAGGAAUACACAGAGAGCAUAUGGCUGAGGCCUCUGCACAAGCAUGCACCAAUAUUCCAGUCAAUCCCUGGAGCUCUCUGCACAGUGGUUUCAGCGCAUAAUUCAUCGCUCAUUAUUGAAGGUUAAUGUAUAAUUGUCAUGGGACUGCUUUAUAAUUGUUAUAUAUAACAUAUAUUGUACAUGGUGUCAUUAUUUGUUCACACCUCUGUAAAUACAAUGAGGGACCGUGUGAAUUGUGUGUAUCUAUGCGAAUUAAAACAGAGGCAGUAACUUUUGCAUUUUACUGAAAGAUAUUGCACCAAAAGGGGCCUAGCAACGUCUAAUGUGAGGUCAUGUUUAUAUAUGAAAUGCAGUUUUAUUUAUAGUA